This is a messenger RNA of Knipowitschia caucasica, 2721 nucleotides long. The record is from the annotation of a GenBank genome assembly. NCBI's taxonomy places the organism in Eukaryota, Metazoa, Chordata, Actinopteri, Gobiiformes, Gobiidae.
AUGGAGGAUGCAAAAAACAAAGAAAAUAAGCCCGCAGAAAAGACCGAUGAAAAGGACAAAGAUAAAGAUAAGAAGCAGCAGGCUUCUGGGAAGGAUAAGGACAAGAAAGAGGAGCAGGAGCUGUCAGAAGAAGACAAGCAGUUACAAGAAGAUCUGGAAAUGAUGGUAGAGAGAUUGGGUGAAAAGAACACAGCCCUGCAUAAGCCUGCAUUGGAGGAGCUUCGCAGACUAAUUCGCUCAUCAACCACCUCCAUGACCUCAGUGCCCAAGCCCCUGAAGUUCCUUCGCCCACACUAUGGAAAACUCAAAGAAAUAUAUGAAGGCAUGCCUGCUGGAGAGAACAAGAGGUUCUGUGCUGAUGUUGCGUCCGUAUUGGCCAUGACCAUGAGUGGUGAGCGAGAGUGUCUUAAGUACCGUCUGUUGGGCUCUCAAGAAGAGUUGGCAUCAUGGGGACAUGAAUACGUCAGGCACCUUGCUGGGGAAGUUGCUAAGGAGUGGCAGGAGGUGGAGGAAAGUGACAAGACUCAACAGGAGACUCUGCUCAAACUGGUGAAGGAGAUUGUUCCUUACAAUAUGGCCCACAACGCUGAGCACGAGGCCUGUGAUCUGCUCAUGGAGAUCGAGAAGCUGGAGAUGCUGGAGGACUACAUUGACGAGAACGCAUAUGGCAAAGUCUGUCUCUAUCUGACCAGCUGUGUGAGUUAUGUCCCUGAACCAGAGAACUCUGCUCUGCUGAGAUCAGCCUUGACCAUCUUCAGAAAGUUCAACCGUUAUCCCGAGGCGCUCCGGCUUGCACUUAUGCUCAACGAUGUAGAGCUUGUAGAAAAUAUUUUCACAUCCUGCAAAGACAUUGUCAUUCAAAAGCAGCUUGCCUUCAUGCUUGGUCGUCAUGGCAUGUUCCUGGAGUUGAAUGAGGAUGUGGAAGACUAUGAAGACCUCACAGAAAUCAUGUCUAAUGUACAACUAAACAGCAACUUUCUGGCUUUAGCCCGAGAGUUGGACAUUAUGGAACCCAAAGUCCCUGAUGACAUUUACAAGACUCAUUUGGAAAACAACAGAUUUGGAGGCAGUGGCUCCCAGGUGGACUCUGCUCGCAUGAAUUUAGCCUCCUCAUUCGUCAACGGCUUUGUUAACGCUGCUUUUGGUCAAGACAAGCUGCUCACAGAUGAUGGAAACAAAUGGCUUUACAAGAACAAAGAUCAUGGCAUGUUGAGUGCUGCCGCUUCUCUGGGAAUGAUCCUUCUCUGGGAUGUGGAUGGUGGUCUGACUCAAAUCGACAAGUAUCUGUAUUCUUCUGAAGACUACAUUAAGUCUGGCGCCCUCUUGGCCUGUGGUAUUGUAAACUCGGGUGUAAGGAAUGAAUGCGACCCUGCACUUGCCCUGCUUUCAGACUAUGUCCUCCACAAUAGCAACACGAUGAGGAUAGGUGCCAUCUUUGGUCUGGGUUUAGCCUAUGCUGGAUCCAACAGGGAAGAUGUUCUGUCUCUGCUUCUUCCUGUCAUGGGAGACUCCAAAUCGAGCAUGGAGGUCGUGGGAGUAACUGCGAUUGCGUGUGGCAUGAUUGCUGUUGGCUCCUGUAAUGGCGAUGUGACCUCCACCAUUGUUCAGACCAUUAUGGAAAAGAAUGAGACUGAGCUGAAGGACACCUACGCAAGAUGGCUCCCAUUAGGCCUGGGACUCAACCACCUCGGUAAAGGAGAGGCAAUUGAGACAACUCUAGCAGCUUUACAAGUCGUUCCUGAACCUUUCCGCAGCUUUGCCAACACAUUAGUGGAUAUCUGUGCAUAUGCAGGCUCGGGUAAUGUCCUGAAAGUACAACAGCUGCUUCACAUCUGCAGCGAACAUUAUGAAGCUAAAGAGAAAGACAAGGAGGACGACAAGGACAAGAAAGACAAGAAGGACAAAGACAAAAAGGAGACCCCAGCAGAUAUGGGUUCACAUCAGGGCGCGGCUGUUCUUGGGAUUGCACUCAUUGCAAUGGGAGAAGAAAUCGGUUCAGAAAUGGCCCUGCGGACGUUUGGACAUCUGCUCCGUUAUGGCGAGCCCACUCUCAGGCGAGCGGUCCCCUUAGCGCUGGCUCUUAUCUCUGUCUCCAAUCCUCGGCUCAACAUCCUGGACACACUGAGCAAGUUUUCCCACGACGCUGAUGCAGAGGUCUCUCAUAACUCUAUCUUCGCCAUGGGCAUGGUGGGCAGCGGCACAAAUAAUGCCCGACUUGCCGCCAUGCUGAGACAACUGGCUCAAUAUCACGCAAAGGACCCCAACAAUCUGUUCAUGGUCCGCUUGGCACAGGGCCUGACACACCUAGGCAAAGGCACGCUCACACUGUGUCCGUAUCACAGCGACAGGCAGCUCAUGAGCCAAGUGGCUGUGGCCGGACUCCUCACCGUUCUCGUGUCUUUCCUUGACGUCAAAAACAUAAUCUUGGGGAAAUCUCACUACAUCCUCUAUGGGCUGGUAGCCGCAAUGCAGCCACGAAUGCUGGUCACGUUUGAUGAGGAGCUGAGGCCGCUUCCUGUAUCCGUCAGAGUUGGACAGGCUGUAGAUGUGGUGGGCCAGGCCGGCAAACCCAAGGCGAUCACAGGUUUCCAGACGCACACCACGCCAGUGUUGCUGGCUCACGGAGAGCGGGCUGAACUCGCCACAGAAGAGUACCUCCCUGUCACCCCAAUCCUGGAGGGAUUUGUCAUCCUCCGCAAGAAUCCCAACUACGAAACCUAG